Molecule: messenger RNA, 1371 nt
Organism: Bacillus rossius redtenbacheri
Lineage: Eukaryota; Metazoa; Arthropoda; Insecta; Phasmatodea; Bacillidae
Product: receptor-type tyrosine-protein phosphatase S-like
Exons: 2
Coding region: 1-1371 (456 amino acids)
Biological process (GO): protein dephosphorylation
Molecular function (GO): protein binding; protein tyrosine phosphatase activity
Source: RefSeq, a predicted model, not a curated record
AUGACUAUUGAAUUUGAAUACCUAUCUGCCAUUGACUUCUUACUUCUUAUGGACAAUCUAGAUUCGUAUGACCUCAUCCGUCAAGAAUACUAUAUUAUUGAGCAGAACCUGACUAGUUUCGAAGAGUCUAAUGAUGUGCCUGACAACAAAGGGUACCGACAGCUGCUGCACCGAUUUCUUUGCUGCAUGAAAAAGUACCCUAGGGCUAAUUUUAUAGACGGUUAUGACGCGUACGACAGAGAGCAAAAGUAUAUUUGCGUAAGUGAUCCGGAAGCAGAAAACUGUGAGAAAUUUUGGGAAUCAGCCUGGUACCGUAAGGUGACUACCAUCGUGAACAUAUCACAAAGAGGAGAGGAAGAAUGCUAUCAGUAUUGGGGUUCCAGCAAAGGAAGUGAGAUAGAGUGUGGAGGGUUCAGAGUUAAGACUCUGAAAGUCACCAAGAGAACUCGUUUCAUUUCAACACUGUUACGCUUGUCUGACCGCGGAAACCACGAGCGUCAGAUUUGGCACUAUCAUUACACUGCUUGGCCAAUUAAUAACAGUGAAAAUGACCCAUUGAUGUUUUUGUCUUUUGUGUGCAGCCUGAAUGACACGUAUACUCUUUUUAAAAAAAAUCAACCGGCUGGUUGGAAGCCUGGGGUUAUUCUUAUUCAUUGCAAUGAUGGUACCAGUAGUUCGGCGGUAUAUUGUAUCCUGGACAUUUGUGUUACCCAAUUCAAAUACACAGGUACGGUUCCAGUAGCAAGCACUUUACAGAAAAUGCGACGACAAGCGCACAGCUGCUUGAAUUUUGACGCAGAUGACUAUAUUUUCUGCUAUCAAGCCAUUCAUGGUACCCAGUUACUUUCUGACAAUUCACCAGAAGAAAUGGAGUCCUUUGUGAUUGGCAACGUUUUUGGCGCUAGAAACAACAGUGGGGACAACUUUCUUCAUGACAUUUGCUACCAUGGGUGUUUGCCCCUGCUUCUACGAGCUGGAUGGUGGCUAGAUCAGACGCAUGAUUCUCUGUUGCAGCAAUUCAAUUAUGAAGGAUACCAGUGCGUCCAUAUUGUUGCACGACGUCACAGAGGACAAAAAGCAGUGCAGCUGCUGGAAGUCUUGAUGGACAUGGGAGCAGAUCUGAAUGCACCAGACAGAAGGUCAGGAAGUACUCCGCUUCACUUAGCUGUCAUCUAUGAGGAUUACGAGCUGGUAACUUGGAUGUGUCAGGAGACUAGUGUGAACCUAGAAUCUUGCGACUAUUAUAGCCUGACGGCCUACCAAGUCGCUUGGAAGAGAAAUGAUCACGAAAUGAUUAAAAUUUUUGAGAAAUUUGAUGCUGACUGUGACCAGCCGUACUCAAGUGAAAGUGAAAGUGAAAGUGAAAAUUAG